AUGACAAAAAUUUCGGCUGUUACCAAACUGGCAACGUCGCUUGCAACUAACGUGCUUCUUGUGGGUGGCUGCUACGGUGGACUCAGUGCCCUUGUUCACUUGAGGAACCUGUUGAAGGAAAAGACUCUCUCAAAAAGAGUCAAUGUGACGCUUGUGGAGCCAAAAGCUGGCUUAUUCAAUAUCCUCGGUGUGCCUCGUGCCAUCGUGGACCCGGAGUUUGCGAAAACACAGUAUGUUCCCUUAGACGAGUUCAGAACUCUCCAUUUCGACCACUUGGUGUCUGACGACAAGUAUGUUUUGCAGACUGCCGGGCCCAAGAUCCAGCCUGGCGUCAAUGAACACGUGGAAGUCACGUAUGUGCAAGGAAAAGUGACGAAAUUGGGCAAGCAAGAAGCAGAGUACUCGUUGAACGGUGGUGCCGGGGGAACAGAGAAAAUCACGUUCGACUACUGUGUUUUGGCAGCAGGAAGAAACAGAACAUGGCCCACGUCGCCAGACGCAAUUAAUACGGAAAGCUUUUUGGAGGAGGUGACGAAGUUCAACUCCACAGUGAAACAGAGCAACCGCAUCGCUGUGGUGGGCGCUGGAGCUGUGGGCAUUGAGAUCGCCGGCGACAUUAAGACGAAGCACCCAGAUAAGGAGGUGAUGCUCAUCCACCCACACGCCACUUUCCCACCAGAAAAGCUCUCUGACGAGUUCAAGCAGAAAGUGAGGGAGAGUCUUGAGCGGGCCAAUGUCAAGGUGAUGACAGGAUUGCGUGUGAAGCGGGAGUUGGAAAAUAAGAACUUGGAGCUCACAAAUGGCGACAUCAUCGAGGCAGACUUCACCUACUGGUGUACGUCUUUUAAGAAUAAUACUGACCUUCUUGGUGAAGAGCUUAGCCACUUUGUCUCGCCCAAGAACAACGUCUACAUCAACGGGUAUCUUCAACUUGCACACCCUGAGACCAGUGAGGUGAUUGAGAAUAUCUUCUGUGUGGGAGACAUGACAGAGACGCCAAACAUCAAAACAGCCGGAUGGGCCAUCUCGAUGGGCAGACACGUGGGCAAUUACUUGCUGAGUCUCCUUGUCGACGGCAAGCUUUCGGGCGACGAGUUUCCCGUAGACCGUCCUAGCGCCAUGCUUCUUGUAUGUGGUAAUGAAGACAUCAUCUCUGAGGUGGGCGGCGAGGUUGUGGUAAACAAGCCCAUCUACAUAGAGCAGUACAAGACGUACAAGUUUGCCACGGUGAGGAACACUCUUGGAAUCUGA
Molecule: messenger RNA, 1251 nt
Organism: Candidozyma auris
Lineage: Eukaryota; Fungi; Ascomycota; Pichiomycetes; Serinales; Metschnikowiaceae
Exons: 1
Coding region: 1-1251 (416 amino acids)
Cellular component (GO): cytoplasm
Molecular function (GO): flavin adenine dinucleotide binding; electron-transferring-flavoprotein dehydrogenase activity
Source: RefSeq, a predicted model, not a curated record